Chenopodium quinoa (quinoa) is the source of this 753-nucleotide messenger RNA. RefSeq lists its product as uncharacterized. The transcript is spliced from 2 exons. Bases 1 to 753 code for a protein of 250 amino acids. NCBI's taxonomy places the organism in Eukaryota, Viridiplantae, Streptophyta, Magnoliopsida, Caryophyllales, Amaranthaceae. The record is from RefSeq and is a predicted model, not a curated record.
AUGGGGAAUACGUCUUUGCAACCACCUCCACAACAUCAGACACCCACUGAGUUCCCUCUACAAAACCAUGUUAAUGAAGAACGUACACCUGAAACUGAUCAUGAUAGCAACACACAAUUUGAUGAGAGCGAAGAGGAAAACGUACCAGAGACGCCGCAGUAUCCUCCAUCAGUUCCCAGACUGGAAUCCAACCAGGUCGCUGCACGAGCGACUCGUGUUUGGUCUAUUGCGGAAGAUGAAGCUCUUAUUGGGUUGUACUUGGAGAUCAGCAAGGAUGCUAUUAAAGGUACGAACCAGAAAGUAACUGCCCUAUCGCGCAAUGUACACGCAGCAUAUGAAAUGGCUCAUGCGGAGAAGCCGCAUAUACUUCCGCCAAGGCCUAUGAAGAGGAUCGGAGGGAGUGGUUACAACGAAGCUGACCGUAUAAAAAGUGCGUUGAAGCUUUUUCAUCUCGUCCAAGGUCGCAAUUUCACUUAUCCUCACGCAGUUGAAAUGCUUAAUAAAGAUCCAGAGUGGAGGCCAAAGCUGAGAUGGUCCUUGUCAAAGAAGGAAAGAAAAGCUGCUUGUGAUGUUGAGGAGCAAGGUAGUGCUGGAAGUGGGAAGAGGUCUAGAGAUGAUGUAGGGGAUGAAACCCCUACGGAUGGUUUAUCAUUUGGAGGAAUACAACGACCUGAUGGUGUAAAGAAAGCAAAGGCCAAGCGUAAAGGGAAAGCAGUAGCUACAAAAAGUGGUUCGUCUGACCUUGGCGAAUGA